CGUUCGGAUAAUAUUCAGAUAUUACAUACGGAAAUCUUACAGUGUUUACUUGCAUAACAGGUGUAAGUUGUGUUAGUAAUAUGGAGUAAUAAGCUGCACUAUCUAAGCUAAUUGAAGUGCUGGAAUACCUUGGCGAGCCGGAACAAGAGACUAUUUCACAGAAUAUUGUAAUUUUUAUUGAUGUCGACGAGUAGUUCUGGUGGAGAAUCCCAAAGCGCCACGAAAAUGCAGUUGCUGAUUUAGUAAAGAAUAAUGAAUUCAGCCGAAAAGUGAAAAUCGGGAUAUUUUGCUCUGGCGACGUUAGAAACGGGAUGCAAUUAUGACGGCCGCAAUGGAAAGAAAUGGUGAUAUUUUGAACGAAUUGGACAAAGAGUAUGGUGAACAGAAGGACUUCGAAAACCAUUUAAACAGCUCUAAAGAUGGACCAGGAUCACCAGAGUUGACGAUACCGGCCGAGCAGACCAAACUAGACGCCGUCCGUCGAGUCUCGACAGGAAUGUACCUCACAGCUUCGGAGGCUCUCGGUUACGGCAUGGACAGCGUCAAGCGUGCUGCAUCCGGGAUCGGCGCAGGCAUCACCAGGGCGGGACAGAACGUCGCCGACAAGAUGCAGAAGUCUCCGAAGAUUCCGAAGGCGAUGAGGAAGCGAGCCGAGGUCGACGACCUCAGCAUGAAUAUGAUUUCCGACGACAGCGAUGACGGUCUCGACGAUGAUGAGAUGCUGAUGAUGCCGAAGAAGAGUUCCAAGGAAGCGCUGGUAAGAAAGAAACGCAUGGACAGCAAGAAGAAAGAGAGUAAACAGACAUGGUAAAAGUGAAGGCGGGGCAGCAUCUCGACGUGACGUCACAAUUCGUUGGCAAUAUGUAAGAGUCUCUAUCUUUAACAGAUACUGCAAAACUGUAAGGAACUUCUGAAGACUCACGUUUUGAUCUUCCACUUUACGAGAAAAGUUUCGUUUGACACGGGUUGGCUAGAGAUUCGUUCUGACUUAAAGAGCGUAAUUUUCCUAACUACAUACCAUUUGCUAAACACGGUAAAGUUCAGGCCCGUUACAACCAAAAUAACGCCUUGCCACUUGAACGCUUUAAGUUAAACGAAUCUGUGAAAAAAAGGAGGUUUCCAAGCAGUUGACUUGCCGAGGGUUUUCGUCAGGAUCAUUCAGCAUUGUCGACGUUGGGUUUCUGUAUCGAGGAAUACUCAUGUACUCACAUACGAAAUAGUAAAUAACAUUACGGCAGAGUCACCUCUUAACAUGUUGAUAAUGAAGGGUUAUACCAUUUAUAUAUUAAAGUUUCUUUGACUUUAUUUUCGUGGUAGAUUAUAUUUUGUCACUGGUGUUUCCGCAUGGUGCAUUUUAAUUGGUAUUAUCUGCCUUUCCUCUGAACGGUUAGAAAGUGAAAGAGGGGUAUAACUGACAUCCACAUUAGGUUAAGACUAUAUUGGCGUGUGUUCGGCAGACUCAGUGCCCAAAAGGGUUUAUUGAUAGUCAGAGGCAAAGGUCAUAGGCCUGGUCAUGAUAGUAAUUCUUGCUGGACGAAUCUAGGAUUAUAUGACUGAUAAUGAUCGAUUUUCUUUUGAAUAGUUUUUAAGCAAAAAAUGCUAUCAUACCAAAAGAUCUUGUUUAUCCACAAGAACAAUUGGCAAACAAACUACAAAGUCCACCCCCUCCCCCAAAAGACUCGUAACUUCCUUCAUUGAGCAUCACCAUCCCCCCCCCCUGGCCUUACUCUUGAUUUUAGAGCCAGUAUAUAACAUGUAUAACCUCCUUAUUUAAAACUUAGCUACCAUGAAAAAGAUCAUUGUCGUUCUUUUUGUUCUGUAUUGUUAUUAGAAUAUGAAUGAAUAAGAAUCGUGUUUUACUAUGUGUGGUUGAAACAAAACCGUUCAAUAUAAUGAUGGAAUAUGUAUCCAUAUUUUCUUUCUGUAAUCAAAAUCGAGCUGGUAAGGCGACGGCUUUCAGUCAAUCAUAAUCCGAAUCAUAGUGACUCGAAUGUUUGAUCAAUUUGUCUCAGAAUUGUGAGGCAUCAAAAUCAGCAUAUAAUAAGUAAUUAAUUCAUACGAAGUUGGCUCCCAAAACUCCCAAUUUUCGAAUCAAAUUUGACUCGGCAUGAAGGAAGAGUGUAAUAACAAAGAGAAAGUGCAAUUUAUCCACCUUGUCUUAUUAUGUUCAAUUAUUUAUUUAUUAUAUACAGCGAAACUAAUUGUAUUACUUUGAGUAGUGGAAAGUGUAGUUGUCUAUUGCGUUAUGCCUUUGCAGUUUUCAUAAACCUUAUAUUAUAGAUGGUUUAUGUACUUCCAUAUAUCUUUCAUGAAAUAUGAUAUUACCCGCAUAUUUUGCUUGUUUUAUGUGAAGUUUUAAUUACAGGCCCGAUCACGUAGUCAUUACAGCUUAUAAAGCAUUAAUAUGAUACAGGAAUGCGGUUAAAAUAUAGCAGACAUUAAUUUGUUAAAAGAGAAAAUGCUUGUUCAUGUUUAUGCGUUUAUACCAAAGGGUGAGAGUAAAUGUUUGUUCAUCUUGUUUGUAACUUUCCGUACAGUUCCUCAAUAUUUUUCAUUUUCUUUUUUUUUGUUGGUAGUGCAAAAAGUAGCAGAUGUAUGCACGUCGAAAAGCUUCAGACUGUCAGCUUUUUAAAGAUUUGUUGCCAAAUAUUGGAUAGCGAUGGGGUACCAGUUAAAUUUGUGUCAUAUGAUAAUGAUGACAACAUGACAAUAAUACGAGGAUCUUGUAUUUUCUCUAUGCGCAAUACUCGCUAUUUAUAAGGAAUAUGAUAGAAUAGCCUUUAGCAAGUCUUGUGCCUAAAGUGUACAUAGUCUGGGUAUAUCAGUGCCACAAAAUUGGCACAAUAUUGCAUAGGCCUUGCAAAUUCAUUUUGCGAGAUUUUAUUUAAAUCCAAAUAAUAUGGUAUGAUACAGAUCUCAAUAUUCCAGUAUAUGUGGAUACACUGCAAACACCUCUAGCACUAAAACUUUUUUACUGAAAAUUUCCAUUUACCAGAAGUGAACUUCACUUUUGAACAUACAAGAACGCCAUCAUGACACGCUAGGUCGCUUUAUUCGCUUCCUUUUCGAGUUUCUUCGAAAAUUUAAAUUCGCCUUGCGUAUGGCCAUGCUCACCCCCCCCCCCUCCACAAUGAACACCGAACCACACCCAUAGCGUACAGCCAUGCAAAUACGAUGGUGCUCAUAUAUGAUGCUCCGGGUUGACAAAAUUUAUGCCUAAAGAAAUGAGUAAAAUUCACAGAGCAAAAUGCUGAAAAUUUCAUUAAAAUCGGAUAACAAAUAACAAAGUUGUUGAAUUUUAAAGAUUUGCAUUAUUCCAGUGAAACAGUUCUAGGCGUGUCUUCCUGAAUAUUCAGUAAGUGGGCCGAUGAUGUCACAUCCCCACUUUCCUUUUUCUUAUGUUAUUACAUGAAAUCAUGAUUGUUUCGUGUUUUCAUAAAUGUGUGAACAAUGUGUCUCCUUCAUAAUGAAAUAAGUUGCAGCAAUGAAUAUCUAUUGCACUUAAUAAGUAAGUUCUCGGUAGAAAAUUUUUGAAUAAUGUAGUUUCAUAUAAUACAAAAAACGGGUGGGGAUAUGACAUCAUCAGCCCACCUAAUGAAUAUUCAUGAGACAUGCCGAGAACAUAACUGUUUCACCGGGAUAAUGGAGAUCUUUAAAAUUCAAUAACUUCGUUAUUUGUUAUCCGAUUUUGAUCAAAUUUUCAGCAUUUUGCUCUGUGAAUUUUACUUGUAUCUCAAAUUUAUUGAUGAUAUAUGAGAUAUAAAUAUCUUCAGCCCGGAGCAUUCCUUUAACAUUAUGGCCACAUCAACCAUUAUACACUUGAUUUCACACCCAUUGUUGUUAUGGUGUUAUUAUAGCCCAUUCUGUUUUCGUGUUACAUUCAAAUUUCACGGUUUAACACCCAAGGAUUUGGUACUCCAGGAAAACGGGCUGAUGUUGUUCUUAAUAUCUACAGAGUACACGUCUAAGUUUAUACCAAAGUCUUCCAGUACUCUUGUUAAUAAAGAACACUAUAAAUACAUCAUUGAUACUAUAGGGUGCACUAUCAUGUAUUGGGGAUUGUUUAUGCCAAUAGAAAAAAUAAUAAUAUUUAUUGAAAAAAAAAGCCUAUUGGUAAAUAAUAAUGAAGUCAAUU
Molecule: messenger RNA, 4135 nt
Organism: Lytechinus variegatus (green sea urchin)
Lineage: Eukaryota; Metazoa; Echinodermata; Echinoidea; Temnopleuroida; Toxopneustidae
Exons: 3
Coding region: 320-811 (163 amino acids)
Source: RefSeq, a predicted model, not a curated record